GUAAUUAUAAUAUGGAAAUAUCCAAGAUAAGCUGAAGCCGGAAGAGCAAGAAUGAAGUGGAAACUGUAGUGAGUUAACAUUGAGCAGAGCUUAUCAGAGAAGCAUGGAGCUCCUUGUGCACACUUCACAAUUGUCUUUCAUUUCUACUAGGAUAAACAAGCUUGAAACUAGUAAUCAUUCAUUUCAGAGAGGCCAUGAUUUUGCAAUUCCCAUGAGAUCAAGAAAAGGAGGGCUAAUGAGAAAUGUUAUUUCUUCUGGACUAGUAGAAACAGCAUCUUCUAUUGCAGUUGCUGCCACUGUUGUAGGUGCAGCAGCUACCCUUCUUGUCAAAAGAACCAAAGCUUCUGAGGCAACUCAGGUACCCUUAAAAACUUGCGAAGACUGUAGAGGUUCAGGUAUUUGUUCCGAGUGUAAAGGUGAAGGAUUUGUUCUUAAGAGACUUUCAGAUGGGAAUGCUGAGAAAGCUAGACUUAAUGCUAAGAAUGCGGCCACUAGAUAUACAGCAGGGCUUCCUAAGAAAUGGAGCUACUGUACAAAAUGCUCUUCUGCCCGGUCUUGUAGCUCAUGUGGUGGCAGUGGGAAACUAGAGUAUUAGCUUUGAGCAUUUGAUUCUGCACCAGAUUCCUUCCCUCUGUUUAUUUUUGGAUCAGUAGAAUUUUUGAUUCACCAUUUAUAUUUUAAACACACUAAGUUGAGCACACAAUCAGCAGCUGAAAGAUUGAAUGCAGGUAGUUGUUUUUAUUAUGAGGUAAGUUGCUUCCUUUCGAUUUCUUUUUAGAAUUAAUGUACAUAGAUUCUGGUUCUAAAUGUAUCUUCCUAACAUCUUCUAUAUGGCAAUACAUAUGUAAAAAUUUACGCCAA
Daucus carota subsp. sativus is the source of this 861-nucleotide messenger RNA. RefSeq lists its product as uncharacterized. Lineage: Eukaryota; Viridiplantae; Streptophyta; Magnoliopsida; Apiales; Apiaceae. The coding region runs from base 104 to 595 and encodes 163 amino acids. The record is from RefSeq and is a predicted model, not a curated record. The transcript is spliced from 4 exons.